GCGAAGCAGCCGGAUGUGCCGCUGAUCCAGCUCCACUCGAACAAGUCGUUCCAAGGCGACAACGGCAAACAGUCGCCGACCAAAGACAUAUCUUUUUUCUCUUAACUGACGUUUCGGCCUCCUCACGGGAGCAUUGUUCAGGGGAGUCAUGUCGAUCGAUGUAGAGCCAGGGACUUCUACCAUGUCAAGCACGCGCUCCGAAGAUUGGUCCAGUAGUUGGACUUCCGGCACUCAAAGUCGAACGAACACGACCACCGGCACCAUGACCAGCAGCACUUCUGCGGUCCCGUCUGGCCUACCGUAUGGUAUCACGCCACCCGGUAUCACGCCGUCCAGCAUUCCUCCACGCGCUCUAGAGAACGCCAUGUUCUCGGGCCCCGCGCAAAAGUCCCAGCCAAGGCCCCUCACGGAUACAGCAAAGACCUCGGAUUUGAAAGCCCCCUCAGAACCAAGAAGAAGGGAAGGCGCACUGUUGCCAUUCCUCAGUUGCAUCCUGGGCAUCCUGGUUUUGCUCGUUAUUCUCUCCCUCAUUCUGUCGGCUCCUUACCCUACCCGACUUCACGUCAACGCCGAAACUCCUCGACCUACUGACGCAUCUGAGCGCACGCAGAAGCCGAAUCUCCCUCCCGCACCACCCACGCCCGUAGUGGGUCACGUGGGCGCCCCCUGCAGCGACUCCACUGCUUGCCUGGGCGAGGCCGACUGCGUGGAGGGUGUCUGCCAGUGCCAGGGCACCGGCUUGCGCAUCGUGAAAGGUGUCUGCGUCUAUUCCACCACGCCGAGGACGAUGACGACACGGUCACCGACGAGCUCAACGUCUUCCAGGCGCCCAAGCACGAAGACCCUGCCAUCCAGCUUGCGGUUCUCGUUCGUGCGUACCGUACGCCUACGCACCACUCCAGCUCGUAGCGAGACCGGGGCUGCGUCCGUGACCAAUGAAGACCGCGACCGGCCGAACACCUCGGAGACAGGCGGGAGGGCCCGCAACGAGGCGAUCUCCCGUGGCACCAGGGCGCCCAACGUCACUGCCCAUUGGGAGGAAGAGGAGGAAGCAGUUGGAGAAGCGUGAAGUGCGGGAGGAAUAAACAUUGGCCCGGGACACUUCAAUUCGGCAACUUAACGCGCGCGCAUUUAUGAGCGCCGAAAUGUUGUAGAAUUUGAGUUAUAUGUAUAGCAUAUUCGUAAAUUUUUUUCUUUCUUUUUUAGUAACUGGAUCAAAGACCUGUUUCUGUCGCAGGUCUUGAUUCAGUUUCUGUCGCAGGUCUCCAAAUAAAUAUUAAUU
Messenger RNA from Dermacentor andersoni, 1282 nucleotides. RefSeq lists its product as uncharacterized. The record is from RefSeq and is a predicted model, not a curated record. NCBI's taxonomy places the organism in Eukaryota, Metazoa, Arthropoda, Arachnida, Ixodida, Ixodidae.